GACUAGUUCGUCCAUAGUACAGUGUUACAAGUUUUCCUUUGCGUUCAUUAAAAUGUAUGACGCACGUUCCCUAUGUAAACAUGCAAAGUUUAAUUAUGGAGAAGAAAAAAAAAAGACGCAGAUGUGGACUAUCCAACUAGAUAACAAAGGGAAGGAUACUAGUGUGUCUAUUAAUAAAGCUCUUUAUGUGUUUGUUCUAAAAAAGAUGGAUCUAUAAAACUAAAACACUUUUUUAAAAAUCUCAUUUACCGUGUCUAUCUAAUAAGCAUAAUAGUGUUAGUGUAGUGUCGUGUUCUGUGUCAGUGUAUCUGUAACCAUCAAGAGUAAUUUAGGUCACAAUUUAAGCUCUUCUGUACAAAGUACAUUUCCUGAAUACGCCUAUUCUUCAUCAUGGUUAUUUUGGAGUGUAUUUAUUGUAGAUUUACAUUAAAGUUCAUCAAAAGUUGUGGGUCUCUACGACAGAAACAAAUGGGACAGGCAAUGACUUCUGAAACCUUGAGCAUAUCUGGGGGAGAUGGCUACAGAUACUGGGUAGGACUAACAAUGAAACCUUUCAAAAGAGGCUGUAAGAAAACAAUGUAUAAGGGUGUUUUGCUGGGACAUGGUCCUCGGCAAUGGGAAAAGGUUGUAACCAAGGCAUUCACAGAUAUCCAAGGCACCAAAGAACUUUGGACUUUCGAGGUUCAGAAGUCUUAUCUGACCAAAAAGUUAGCUGCAGAGUUUAUUUUACAAUUUCCUGGAGAAUGCAAAAUAAGGGUUGUAGUACCUGGCAUUGUACAGAUGGACAAAGUUUCCAACUUAAACAAAUGGUUAGCUUCACGGAAAGGGAAGAGAAGUCUAGACCAAGAUGAAUGGAUAUCUAUAGAGGAACUUAUUCCUGGACACAUGGUGCGAUACUGUCCUUGGACAGCUGAACAUCACAAGGAAGAGCAUGCAGAUUCUAAACACUUACAAACAUUUUCUCACUUCACUUAUAAAUAUUCUGAUGGACAAUUCGUUGCAUGUGAUUUCCAAGGAGUGUGCCAGAACAGGGACUCAUUGCCCUACUAUAUCUUCACAGACUCCACUAUUCACUCACUUAACAAACGUUAUGGUCUAUUUGACAAAGGUGAAUAUGGGAUGACUGAGUUUUUCAAGCUUCACAAAUGCACUAAUAUCUGUAAGAAUUGGCCAAAGCCAACUCCACUGACACCACCACCACCAUUUUCUGUAGCUUGUGCACAGCGUUUUGAACAGAUGAUUCCCCCUUACUUUGAGAAUAUCAUUUUUCAAUCAAGCAGUGCUGCCAGCUUAGAUACGGAUGAUCCCUAUGCAACAGAUGGCUCAUCUUGCAGACCAGUAAGUGGCAUUAGAAGGAGACAUGCUAGUGACCAUCAGACCAGACAGCAAAGUAGGCCUACACAAAUUGCGGCAGAUUUAACCAAUGCAUCUUCACUACGGCAAAGACGCAGUAGCUAUUAUGAAAAUGUUCAGGGCUUGAACCAGGGUGAACCCUUACCACCUACCUAUGAGAGCCUUGGUGACAUUUCCACAGAAAAUGACUCAAUAAAACUGAACAAUAACCAUGCUGUCCUUACAGCCUCAAACAGCUGUCCUAUGCUUGACAUAAAUCACAGCACAAAUGUUAGGCCCCCCAUAGACCAGUGGGGGCGUAGCAGAACUUAUGAUGAACCUGACACAUUACAGACAUCUACCCCACUUUAUGACGAAGAAAGUAGACUUAGAAGUUGGAGUGAAAACACUCUCAAUAUGAAUCUCCUGCAGAGAAGAUUAGUUCACAACAUGCAUGCUAAUGGCAGGGAAAUGGACUCUGUAUUACCUCCUUUAAUGUUCUCUUCCAGAAAUACUACCGAUGCUCAAUUCACCAACAGAUGAAAACGUUUUUAUCCCUGUAGGAUCAAGAAACAUUCCUCAGUGUUUAAAUAAAGAGUCAUUAGUUUUGCUUACAUUAAAACACAUUUGUGUUAUAGACCUAAUGCUAACAUUGGCUAUGAACAAGAUUUUCUUGAGACUAAUUAAUGUUUUGAAAAUUUUAUAAAAAUCUGCAAAACAAAGAAACUCUUCUGCUCAAAAGAUGCAUACUCAGUCUUUUAAAAUAUUUUGUUUUCGUUUAUGAAGACCAUCAAAAUAAUGUUGAAUUAUUUAAAUGCAAUGUCCAUAUUAAAUUGAAUUAUGUAAAUGUCCAGUUAAGUUAACUGGGUUGGGAGAAGAGAUCAGAUGUUGUGACAAUGAUAUGGUCACAAAUGCAUUACUCUACAUUUUCAAGAUAAAACCGCUUUUCAUUAAAUUUGAAUAUGUUCUCAUA
This is a messenger RNA of Biomphalaria glabrata, 2305 nucleotides long. RefSeq lists its product as uncharacterized. Gene Ontology annotation, biological process: protein phosphorylation. NCBI's taxonomy places the organism in Eukaryota, Metazoa, Mollusca, Gastropoda, Planorbidae. The record is from RefSeq and is a predicted model, not a curated record. The coding region runs from base 391 to 1875 and encodes 494 amino acids. The transcript has 5 exons. Gene Ontology annotation, molecular function: protein serine/threonine kinase activity; ATP binding.